Bactrocera latifrons is the source of this 22971-nucleotide messenger RNA. Its product is annotated as titin-like. Lineage: Eukaryota; Metazoa; Arthropoda; Insecta; Diptera; Tephritidae. The transcript has 19 exons. Gene Ontology annotation, cellular component: plasma membrane. Bases 97 to 22452 code for a protein of 7451 amino acids. Gene Ontology annotation, molecular function: fibroblast growth factor binding; fibroblast growth factor receptor activity. The record is from RefSeq and is a predicted model, not a curated record.
AAGAUCGAAACUGUUGAGGAAGAUGACAAACAACCAGAAACCACGAUCACAGUUGAAGAAACCCCUGUUGAAGAAGCAGCUGAGGAAGUUAAAGAAAUGCCCAAAGAUGUGCGUGUGGUUGAGACCAUCGCCGAAGACGAUAAACCAAAGAAGAAGAAGAUCCGCACAAAAGUAAUCAAAAAAGGCAAUGGUGAUAAGCAAGAAGUCACGGAUAUAGAAACUGUUGAGGAGGAUGACAAACAACCAGAAACCACAGUCACAGUUGAAGAAACGCCUGUAGAGGAAGUACCUCAGGAAGUUAGAGAAAUGCCCGAAGAGGUGCGUGUGAUCGAAACUAUCUCUGAAGACGGUAAACCAAAGAAGAAGAAGAUACGCACACGAGUAAUCAAAAAGGUCAAGGGUGGCAAACAAGAAGUCACAAAGAUCGAAACUGUUGAGGAAGAUAAUAAACAACCGGAAACCACAGUCACAGUUGAAGAGACUCUGAUUGAAGAAGCUCCUGAGGAGGUUAUAGAAAUGCCCGAAGAGGUGCGUGUGGUCGAAACCAUCUCCGAAGACGGUAAACCGAAGAAGAAGAAGAUACGCACUCGUGUUAUUAAGAAGGUCAAGGGUGAUAAGCAAGAAGUCACUAAGAUCGAAACUGUUGAAGAGGAUGAAAAGCAGCCUAAAACUACUAUUAUUGUUGAGGAAACUCCUUUCGAGACCGUUGAAGAAAUGCCCGAAGAGGUGCGUGUGGUUGAGACGAUCUCCGAAGACGGUAAACCAAAGAAGAGGAAGAUACGCACACGUGUAAUUAAGAAAGUACAGGGUGACAAACAAGAAGUCACAAAGAUCGAAACUGUUGAAGAAGAUGACAGACAACCGGAAACCACAGUCACAUUUGAAGAAACACCUGUUGAAGAAGGAACGGAGGAAAUUAGAGAAAUGCCGGAAGAGGUGCGUGUAGUUGAGACCAUUUCCAAAGACGGUAAACUAAGGAAGAAGAAGAUACGUACUCGUGUAAUUAAAAAAGUCAAGGGUGACAAACAGGAAGUCACAAAAAUCGAAACCGUUGAGGAAGAUGACAAACAACCAGAAACCACCGUCACAAUUGAAGAAACACCUGUUGAGGAAGGAACCGAGGAAAUUAGAGAAAUGCCGGAAGAGGUGCGUGUAGUUGAGACCAUCUCCGAAGACGGUAAACCGAAAAAGAAGAAGAUACGCACACGUGUGAUUAAAAAAGUCAAGGGUGAUAAAGAGGAAAUCACCAAGAUCGAAACCAUUGAAGAAGAUGAUAAACAACCAGAAACAACUGUUAGUAUUGAAGAAAAACCGUUUGUCGAAACAAUAUCACAAGCACGUUUAAAGAAAAGAAUUCGUGUGCAGAAACCCACCGAUGAAGUAUCUAUUGUGGAGAUGCCAGAACAAAAAACGAUUGUCAUAUCAGAAAAGGAAGAUGGAACUCCGACAAAAAAAGUAAUUAAAACCAAAAUUAUUAAAAAAAUUGACGGACCAAAAAUGGAGAUUACCAAAGUUGAAACCAUAGAAGAAUUCGAAAAAGUGCCUGUAAUUAAAGUGACUGUACAAGAAUACGAUGAACCCUUCCCGGAGGAGCAGCCGACAAAAGAAACUGUUGUUCCGACACCAUUGCAGGAAUUGCCGGAGGAGAUUAUUGUCUCGGAGAUUAUCGAUAAGAAUAGAAAACCCAAACAAAAAGUAACCAAAACCCGAACAUUUAAGAAAGAAAUAUCGCCAGAACCUGAAUUUUAUCAAAUCCAAACAAUUGAGGAAGAAGGCAAAGAACCCUAUUCGCUUAUACGUGUCGUUAGUGAUGAUAGCAUUGCGGAUAUAAUCGAUAUUAGCCAAUUAGACGAUGAAAAGACACCAAAAGAAAAGACACCGAAACAAAAGAAAACCAAAACACUACACAAAACCAAGGAGGAAAAACCCACACCCGAACACUUAACAACGGAAAAACCAGUUUUCGUUACUACAUUCAAAUCGGUACAAAAUGAAGACGGCGAAACAGUUAUUGAAACAGAAAGUAAGAAAAUAACCGAGGAGGAAGGCAUCGUCAUUGAAGAAGUUCUUAGCGAUACCGAGCCAGUUAUAUAUGAUGAUCAGACCGCCUUAAAGAAUGUUGAAAUUGUAGAAGUCGACGGAUACACAGACCAAGAUAGCAAAGAGUACACAAUAACAGAACCAGAUGAUGUCUUCGAAGACAUUACACAAACACCAGAUACAGAUAAGAAAACGAAACAUAAAAUUAAGAAACAACAGAAAACUACACAUAAACCAUUUGAAAAUAUCGACGAAGCACCCGAAGAAGUGAUUAUAGAGUAUAUGCCUGAAGAGGUCUACGAAGUGGAACGACCGGUUGAAGUGGUUGUGGUCGAAGACGAAGAAAAAGGAAAGAUUGUGGUUGAACCCAAAAUAACAGUGGUUAAAAAGCGUAAAAUUAAAAAGAAGAUCGAUGGUCGUGAACAAGUUAUUGAAGUGGUUACUAAACAAGAAGAAGGUAAGGAAGAAGAGAGUACAGUGGUUGUACAUUCGGAGGAUGACGAGCAACCGGAAGAUAUACAACAUGUUAAAAUUGUUGAAGAUUUGGUUGAUACACCGCAGGCAAAGGUCGAUGAAAAGCCAUCAAUGAAGAAGAAACGUAAGCCGAAGAAGGUGGUGAAAAAGGAUGAUCUGGAUGAAUAUAUACAGUUCCUAAUAGAACAAGAAAUACCUAAAACUGUGCUACAAGAAUAUAAGCGUACGGAAUUGCAACAGCCACAGAAGGCGCGUAGCAAUACAACGGCUGCGCCGAAACCCAUCAAAUUAGUGCCAAUGAAAAUCGAAAGUGUUGAGGUGAAAAAAUCGAAGAGACUUGAAAUUACAUCAGUAGCAGAAUUUCCACAAAUGUUGAAAUUAAAGAAACCGAAACAGAAACCUAAAGAAGAGAAGCCGAAGAAGGAAACAGCAGCUUUUAAAAAUUUCAAAUUGAAAAGCUGGAUUAAUUUCAUACCAUUUGCACCAUAUUGCUUUAAGCCUACUAUAACCGAGUUGGAGCCGAUACGCGGCUGUGGUGAAUUAUCGCGAAAUAUGGACGAAGCAAUUGGUGUUAUUAAAAAGCGACGCGUUAAAGUGAAACACAGCGAGAAACCUGAAAAGGAAUUGGAAACAUUGGAUCUCGAAACAUAUGAGGACACGAAAGUGGAAGAAGAAAGACAACCUGAAAAGGUGGAGAAAUAUAAACGACCAAAGAAAGUGACAAAGGAACAAACUGCUGACGAGCCGAAGAAGCUAAAAUUAGGCAAGGGAAAGGUGCCCGAGAGUUCGAAUGAUAUUGAGCAGAUUACUUUGAAACCAAUAUCAAAGGAUGUAAUCGAAGAUAUUGUUGAAGAAACACCUGAAAAGCCAACCGUAGAGAAACCAAAACGGAAGAAGAGAGGUCGUAAACCGGGCGUUGGUGAUACUUCCAUACAAUUCGAACCACAAGAUUUUGAUGAAGUGGAAUCUGGUGAAGAACAGAUUUCAGAGGGAACGGACACCUCACAACCGGAAAUUGAUGAAACACAAGAUAAACCUAGAUAUACACGCAAGAAGAAGACAACACCGCAACCAGAGACAAUACAAUAUCCUAUCAAACCGCAACAACCAAAGGAAACGGAAUAUACUGCACAACCGGAAUUGAAAUUGCGUAAACCACAGGGUGAUAAACUUGAUGUUGAGGAAGAAGGUAUUAAGCUGAAGCCAUACCAUAAAAUUGAAAUACUCGAAUUCGCACCAGAGGACGUUGAACAGCCGGACGCACCGGAGGCCCCGAUAGUGAUUAAGAAACGUACAAAGAAAAUUCGUAAAAUUAAACAAGAAACUCCUGCUGAGGAAAACAUAAUAGAAAUCAUUGAAAUACCAGCGGUGAAUGUAGAAGAUCAACCAACAUAUGAAGUUACGGUAACGACAACAGAUAUCAGUGAAUCCACUGAAAAGCGCGUAAAACCUAAAACAUUGAAAAAGAAACGUGUCAAGUUAAUGAAGGAGGAUGAACUCGACGACUUCAUCGCCGAUUUGACGGAAGCGCCAGAAGAUAAGAUUUAUGAUUUCAAUACGGUGGACUUCUACGAGAUUAAAAUACAAGAACUACAGCCAGAAUUCAUUGAGGAAACUAUUGUAAAGGAUGAUGGCAAAAUUAAAACAGAAAUACGCAAAAAGCGUAAGCUACUACAUAAGAAGGGCGACGAGGAACAAGUGAUCGAAAUUGUCGAAACAGGAGAAACAGGACCCGAUUCAAAGGAAACUGUUUAUGAAGUGCUUGUUGUAGACACCGAAAAAGCGCCGUCCACUGAUUCAACAGCAGAAAAACCGAAAAAGAAAAAAUCGAAGAAGCUGAAGAAGGAUGAACUGGAUGAAUACAUACAAAAACUAAUCAACGCCGAAAUUACCAAAACCGAACUUGAAAAGUAUGAGAAAAUCGAUGUCGACGGCAAACCUAAAAAGCCAAAGAAAACAAAGAAGGUGCCACAAAAAGCGGUGCUUGAAAUACCGGACUCUUUGGAAGUUGACGUUGUAGAGUCUGCACCCAAGGAAGCACCAAAACAGAAAAAAUCAAAAAAGAAAAUAGUGCCUUUGGAAGAACAACCGACAGAAGAAACGGCAGAAGUGCCAGCGGCUGAAUUUUCAGUUGAGAUUAAAGACACUAUGCCCAGCAAAACAGAAAAAGAGGAUAUUGUGAAAGAAGUUAUAACGACAGAAGAACCUCCGACAGUGCCAGAAAAGGCCACAGGUGAUGUGGUAAGCAUUGUAGAAAUCUCUGAAAAUGUUGAAGUUGUCACAAAAGAAGAGCCAAGUGGUGAAAUUAAAGAAGAAACGGUCACAAAACGUAAAUUUAAGAAGAAGAAGGGUGGCAAGAUCUAUACUGUAGAAGUUAUUGAAACUCAGGCCAAGGAUGAGCCUGAAGCCGAAGUAACUAUAAUAACAACAGAAGAUGCCGAGAAAACAGUGACACCACAGCCAGAAACACCAAAACCUGUGCCUAAGAAAACGACUAAGAAAGUCAAAAAGGAAGAACUCAAGGAUUACGUCAUGAAGGUUGUAGAAGAAAUGCCAGAAGAAUUUGCAGUGCAGCCUAAAGAAUAUGAAGAAAUUCCAGAACUAGUUGAAAAAACGGUAGAUGAUGUUUUCUUCAGGACUACUAUAGUAGAGGCGACAGGCGAUGAAAUGGAAAAACCAAUAACUGACGAUAUUUCUCCUGUUAAAGAAGGUGUCGAAGAGAAAAAGAAGAAACCGAAGAAGCCAAAACAAUACAAAAUUACGGAGACACAACCAGGCACUCAAGAGGAAUUACCACAAAAGGUAGGAAUACAAUCUGAAGAGGAAAUCGACAUUAAGGAAACUCUUAUCAUCGAUGACUAUGCCAUCGAUGUACAAGAAAAGGAUGUAAAGAAAAUAAAGAUAGUGAAACGUGUGAAACCGAAAGAAGAGCAAAAAACCGAAGAAUAUGUUGUAAGAAUUGAAGAAUCGCUUCCCGAAGUUACGACCACAGAAAUCGUUGACGAACAAGGAGAGAUUACGAAACAAACAACAACAAAACGCCGCCUCAAAAAGAAAGAAGGUCCCAAAGAGUAUGUUAUAGAAGUAGUGGAAACAUUUGAAGAAAAUAAACCCGACGAAGUUGAGAUUACCGUCUCAACAACAGAAGUCAAACCAAUUGAUUUAAUGGAACCUGCAGUGGAACAAACUAAAGUUACUAAGAUGAAAAAGAAGAAAUCGCCAAAAGACAAUUUCGACGAAUACUUGCAGCAGUUAAUAGAACAGGAAAUAACGAAAACGGAAUUGGAAGAAUUUACCCCAAUCGAAUUUGGUAAAACACCAAAGAAACCUAAAAAGAAAACUAAACAUCACAAGAAAACAGUUGAAGUCGUGGAUGGAGCUGCUGUUACAAUACAUGAAUUCGACGUAGAAGAAAUACCCAGCGAAAAGGAGGAAGAAAUUGAAGAACCAAUCACUGAGGUGGUGGUCGAAGAAAAGCAACCAGCACCGGAAGAUUAUCAAGAUUACAGAAUUGGUGUGACUGACGAACAAGUUGAGCCAAUGAAAUUCGAUGACAUAAUAACGGAAGAACGUCCCACUAAAGUUAAAAAACCAAAGAAACUCAAAACAACAGUAAUUGAAGAAGCUCCUGUUACUUUGGAAGAAAUUGAACAAACCGUUGCAACGGUCAAGGAGACCGAUGAUACUGGUGAAGUCAAAGAAAAAACAAUUACUAAACGUAAAGUCAAACGUAAGAAAGGACCCAAAGAGUUUGUAUUCGAAAUAUCGGAAAUAAGUGAAGGAGCAGAUCAACCUAUAGCCGAAAUAACAAUUGUGCAAAUAGACGAGACUCCUGUAACUGUUGAUGAGGAAAAACCAGCUAAGCCAAUUAAAAAGAUAGUAAAGAAACCAAAACAUGUACCAAAGGAAGAUAUACAGAACUAUUUAGUGAAUGUCAUCGAUGAAUUCUUCGAACGUGAAAUAGUCUCCGAAAAUGAGGAAGAAAUUGUCGAAGCACCAACGGAUUACGUGAAGAAACGCAUUCCUAAACCCAAAAAGCAUAAAGUCAAAGUCACAGAAGAAGAUGUACAGCCAGUUGAGGAUGUACCUGAGGAUCAAGUUGAUUUGGUAGAGGAACACACUGAAACAGUUGAUAAAACGACGGACGAAUACCAGAUUGGUGUUAUCGAAUCGACAGUAUCUGAAAAGCCCACCAAAAAGACUACCAAGAAAAUUAAGAAACAGAAAUCAGAUGUACAAAAACCGGAUGAAGAAUCAUCAGAUUUUAUGGUACACGUCUCAUCGUUUGAAGAAACCACCGAAAAUCUUGAACGUGAGGAACAAGUAACCGAAACUCAACCAGAAGAAACACAACCUGUGGAAGAUUAUAAUAUUGUUGUAGAAGAAAUUGAAACUACAGAAGAUGUACAGGAAAUUGUCGAUGAAGGUGGUGAAAAAGUAAAACAGACAACGAAGAAGCGUAAGAUAAAGAAAACAGUUGGUCCGAAAAAAGAAAUAAUAGAAAUAAUUGAGACACAAUUAGACAACUCACCACUUUCUGAGGUUACCGUAAUAGUGCAAGAGGUAGAAACAGUACCCGAUUCAAAGGAAGAAGAUAAACUACAUAUUAAAAAGCCAAAGAAAACAAGGACGGUUAAAAAAGAUGAUCUUAUGGAAUAUAUCUAUAAACUAAUUGAAGAAGAUAUACCAAAAACUGAAUUGGAGAAAUAUGAGAGAGUCGACUUGGAGGAACCAAUAAAAUUGAAAAAGAAGAAAAAGCCCGAAAAGAAAGUCACUACAAAAGAAGAAGAACCUAUAAAGGAGCAACUUGAAUCUUUUGAAAUCGACGUUACAGAUGCCGUAGAGGUGAAGGCGAAGAAACCAAGAAAGAAACCAUCCAAGGAUGUAGUAGUUAGGGAAGUGGAUGUAUCAUCACCGCAACCAGAUGAAGAAAUGACUGUAACGCUGACUGAAGAAGAUACUCCUGAAAAGCCAAAGAAGAGCAAGAAAUUACCUGUUUCUGUUUCCGAAACCACACCACAGGAAGAUAUCGAUGAAGAAUACAAAAUAGAAAUCAUCGAGGAGACUGUCGAAAAAGAAAAGACGACAGACGAAAGUGGCGAGAUCAAAGAAAAGAUUGUUAAAAAGAAAAAAGUUAAGCAUACAAAGGGACCGGAAGAAGUAGUACUAGACAUUAUUGAAGUACACGAUAAAAGCAAUGAUGAAGCUGAAAUCACGGUCAUAGCUACAACAUCCAGCAAGAAUAAAGACACACCACAAGAGGUACAAGUUAAACAAAAGAAAACUAAGAAAUUAAAGACUAAAGAUGUGCCCGAGUAUAUUGCCAAAAUCGUCGAUGAAAUCCCAGCAGAAAUAUUCGAGGAAUACAAACACGACGAAAUUGAAGAUACUCCAAGAAAACCAGAUAAAAAACCAAAGCAUAAGAUAAAACAAACUGAGGAUGAAGGUGUUAAAGAAGAGGAGAAUGUACAUGAAUUCACUACAAUGGUUGUAGAGGAAGAACCAGUUCAGCCCGACGUAACUGCCUAUGAGAUCACAACAGUUGAAGAGGAGGCUAAACCAAAGAAAAAGAAACCCACUAAAUCGAAAGUAAAAGUAACGGACGAAGGAAAACCUGAAGAGGAGAAACUGGCUGAAGUAACUAUUAAGGAAAGUGAAGUUGAAAAUAUCGAAACAAUACCGGAUUCAACUGAUAAUAUAAAAAUUGUUGAAGCUGAUAAGAUCUCUCCUAAGGAGCAGGAAUAUAUGAUAACAACAACAGAAGAAGAAUUUAAGAAAAAGAAGAAAAAGCCAACCAAACAAAAGGUAAAGGUAAUUGAGGAGGACAAAAUUGCAGACACACCUUCUGAUACAGUUACUGUGCAAGACACGGUACCAAAGGAUACCAUUGAAAAAACUCCACAGGAAGAAGAAAUAAAGAUAACAGAAGAACAACCAAUACCUGAAACUAAAGACUUCGCAGCAACAGUGACGGAAGAACAAACACCAAUAAACAAAAAGAAACCAAUUAAACAGAAAAUUAAAGUUGUUGAGGAGGACAAGCCCGAUGAAAUGCCUUCAGAAUCAAUUGCAGUUCAAGAAACAGUACCAAAAGACAUCAGAGAGGGAAUGCCAUCAGAAGAGAUAAAAAUUACGGAAGAACAACCUGCAUCAGAAACCGAAGACUUCGAAGUAACAGCAACGGAAGAGCAUAAGAAACCAAAGAAAAAGAAACCUACCAAAGAAAAGGUUAAAUAUGUUGAAGAGGAUAAGAUUGAGGAUGUGCCGUCUGAAGUUAUAACGAUUGUUGAGGAUCAACCUAUUUCUGACAUUGAAGAGUUCGAAAUAAAAUCCACUGAAAAACCAACUAAAUCUAAGAAAAAGAAGCCGACUAAAGAAAAGGUUAAAGUUAUUGAGGAAGAUAAGCCCGAGGACGUACCUUCCGAAAAAAUUUCUGUUCAAGAUACACUGCCUGAGGAUGUGAAUGAAGAAAUCUCUGUUGAAGAAAUAACAAUUACCGAAGAACAACCUGUGGACGAUUCCAAAGACUUCGAAGUAACUGUAAAGGAGGAACAAAUAAAAUCCAAGAAGAAGAAACCAACUAAGCAAAAAGUUAAAGUGGUCGAAGAGRAGAAACCUGAGGAUAAACCUUCGGAUAUAGUUACAAUUGAUGAAGGAGUACCUAAACCAGUUGAAGAUAUACCAUCGGAGGAAGUAGGCAUUGUGGAAGAACAGCCAAAAUCCGAAACAGAAGACUACGAAGUAUCACCAACUGAAAAACAAGAUAAACCAAAGAAAAAGAAAACAACUAAACAUAAAGUUAAAGUUGCUGAAGAAGACAAACCUGAGGAUAUUCCUUCUGAAAUAGUUACUGUUGAUGAAGGAGUACCUAAACCAAUUGAGGAAAUACCAUCAGAGGAAUUAAACAUUGUGGAAGAACAACCAACGUCAGAAACUGAAGACUUCGAAGUAUCACCAACUGAAAAACAAGAAACACCAAAGAAAAAGAAAACUGUCAAACAUAAGGUUAAAGUCAUUGAAGAGGACAAACCUGAAGAAACUAAUGUAGACAGUGUCGAUGUUGCAGGCACUGUGAAAGAAGUUAAUGACCUACCAAUUACAGAGGUAGAAGAUUUCGAAGUGACAGUAACAGAAGAACAAACAAAAUCAAAGAAAAAGAAACCCACCAAGCAGAAGGUACAAGGUGAAGAAGAGGUUAAACCUGAAGAUAUUCCUCAAGAACCAGUACAUGUAGAAGAAAUCGAAACUAAAACUGAAGUUAAAGAAAUUGUCGAUGACAAAGGUGACGUGCAAAAACAAGUAGUAACCAAACGAAAAUUAAAGCGUCAACAGGGACCCAGAGAAGAUGUAAUUGAAAUAAUAGAAGUACAAACCGCUGACCAACCCGAGGCAGAGGUAACCAUCAUUGAAACACAACCAGAUAAGGAAGAAGAAACCACUAAACCUAAAGCACAGAAAAAAAAAGUGAAGAAGGUCAAAAAGGAUGAUUUGCAUGAUUACAUACAAAAAUUGAUCGAGGAAGAAAUACCCAAAACAGAAUUGGAAAAGUAUGAAAAAAUCGAAUUUGAAACUACACCAAAGAUUAAAAAGGAAAGCGAAGAAACCGCCGAUGUCACUGUGGAAGAAGAAACACCACAACCAACUACGAAACCAGAGGUGAAGAAAAAGCCUAAACAUAAGAAACCAAAACAAGGUGUUGAAGAACAACCACUAGCCGAAGUACGUAUUGUAGACCAGCCAACGGACGAUAUCGACGAAGCAACAACACAAAUUAAGGUUAUAGAAACAGAAGAACCAAUUCUUGUUACAGAGGAAAUACCAGCUGAAAUUAAAGUCAAAGAGAUAACAGAUCAGAAAGGAGAACCAAUUCAACAAGUCACCACCAAACGUGUACUCAAAAAGAAAGAAAAAGGCAAAAAGGAUGCCACAAUAAAUAUAAUAACUGUACAAGAUGAUAGUAGUCCCGAAGCUAUUGUCAUUAUAAGUGAAGAACCAGAAACAGCGGCCAUAAUCCUCGAAGAAGAACAACCAGAACAAACUGUACAAACCACAGAACAAAAACCAAAGAAACCUAAAAAGACAAUCAAAAAAAUUAAAAAGGAUGAACUAGAUGAAUAUGUGCAGAAAUUGAUUGAAGAAGAAAUACCGAAAGUAGAACUUGAGCAAUUCGAAAAACCAGAUCUGCCAAUAGUAAAGAAACCAACAGAAAAGAAAGAAAUCACUAAACCACAAGACACUGAAGAAGUAGAACAACCAGAAACUCUCCAAGACAUCGAAAAACCAGAAAAACCUAAAAAAUCAAAGAAACUUAUUGAGAAACCCUCAACCACUGAGACCACACAUGUCGAAGAAACACCACUUACAGACAAAACAGACGAGGUAGUUACCGUAGUCGAAGAAAUUACUAAACCCAAAACACGUAAACAGCCCAAACAACAACAAGAACAGCCACAAGAAACACAGUUAGAGGACACAGAACCAACAACAGCAACCACAACAUCGGAUACCACUGAUACAAAACCAAAAACAAUAAAACAUAAGCCAAAAGAACAGAAAAUCACUGAAGAUACAAGAGAAGAAGCGGUGGUGCAUACGGAUUACGAAUUCAGCAUUGUGGAGCAGGAACCAACGAUAAUUGAAGAAGAAGAAGAGGAACGUCCAUUACAGGUGAGGAUCAUCGAAGAAGUGCCCGAGGUAUCGGAUUCCCAUCCGAUUGAAGUGAUACAAGAGGAGCAGCCAGAGGAGGAGGAAGUAGAAGUGCCCACUGUGGGUGAGCCGGAGAAACCUAAAAAGAAAAAGAAAACUGUAAAGAAGAAAAUCGACGAGCAUGAUCUCAUCAUACAAAAACUGUUGGAACAGGAGAUUGAAAAAACCGAACUCGAGAAAUAUGAGAAGUUCGAGUUUGAGAGGCCAGAAAAGGUUAAGGCCGAAUUUGCCAAUAUUGAGCCACAGAAAAUCGUACGCAAAGAGCAGAAACCAACGAAAUUGGUUAUUGUGGAGACAGCAGAGGUGCCACAAUCUAUUAAGUUGAAGCCAACUAAACGCAAGCCAAAGGUAGCCGAAGAACAGAGCGUGCAAUUGCCUAAAUUUAAGCUAAAGAGUCGUAUGGAGGUGGUUACAUAUCCGCCAGAACUAUUGAUACCGAAAAUAACAGAAAUCGGUGCGAUACGAGAAAGUGGUGAACUUUCGCGAAAUAUGGAGGAAGCUGAGGAGGUUUUGAAGUUCAAGCCACGUAAGGUAAAGAAACUGAAACCAAUUAAAGAUGAUCUGGAAAAGCCACAGCUGGAGACAUAUGAAAAAUAUGUGAGUAGUGAGGAGGAAGCAGAAGAACCGACACCUUAUCAGAAACCUGAAAAGGCACCAAAACCAGAAGAAAAGCCACAAGAAGUUAAACUCAAGAUAGGUAAAGGUAAGAAGAAGCCCAUCGCUGAGGAACUGCCUGAAAGUGUAACAUUGAAAAAGACACCUGAGAAACCCAAAGAGGCUGAAGUUGUCGAAGAAGAUGUUACCAAAAAGAAGGAAGUGGCAACAGUUACAGUGGUUGAGGAAACUGCAGAACAGCCCACUUAUGAAUUGCAACCAUUUGAGCCAACCGAUUUUGAACAUCCAGAAUAUGAAAAGGAGGAAAGAGAACCCAUCGAAUUUCCUGAAGAACCGAAACCAAGCAAGAAGGAACCCAAACAAAAGCAUAAGCCUAAACCCAAACCAAAACCUGAGCCAGAAGUAAACAUAACUCAAAUCGUGCCCGGUGUGCCUAAAGAACAAGAAGAGGUACCUGAAGAGGAGGUUAAAUUCCGCAUUCCAGAGAGCAAAGAACCUGAAGAAACAAAGGAAGAAGUCAAACUAAAACCAGUUAAAAAGGAAAAGGUAGUACCAGCAACCGAAGAGGAAGUUAAGGUAGUACCUACCGAAGAGGAAGUUGAAAAAGUGCCUACAAUCGAAUCUGAGGAAAAACUUGAGAAGAAAAAGAAGCCUAAAGCAAAGAAACCACAACAAAAGGAGGAAGAAACUGUUGAAGAGAAACCGGAGGAACAAUUUGAAAUCUCAGUUACCGAGGAACAAGUAAUUGUACCAGAGCAACCAGCUGACGAAAAACCUGCUGAAAUCAAGAUUAAAAAGAAGAAACCUAAAGAGGUACCAGUGGCUGAAGUACAAGUAGUUGAAGAAGUUCCUACAGAAGAAAUCAUAGAAGAAACACCAGUUGAGUAUAAAAUUACAACCACUGUUAUUGAGCCCGAGGAAGCUCCAGAAGAGCAUAAAGUACGUGUUAUUGAUUACGAUCAAAAGGAGGUUACUGUAGAAGAAGUGGUGGAAGAAAGGGUGGUUACACGCAAGAAGAAGCCAAAACCACAAAAGCCGGAAGAAUAUGAGCACACGGUUACGGAACCCAAAGUAGAGGAAGUUCCAGCAGUGGAGGAAGUAAUUGCAACUCAGCCUGAACAGCCAGAAGAGGAAAUUAUUGAAGAAGCGGUGGUGGAAGUUAAGGAAGUAGUUGACAUACCUGAGGAACCAGUUGUGAAGGUCACUAUGAAAAAGAAGAAGCCAGCUAAGAAACCUGAGGAAGUAACUGAAGUUGAAGAGGUACCUCUCAUCGAGGAAGUUAAGGAGGAAAUACCAGAAAUAGAAAAAGUUGAAGAUGUUGUCGUUGAAGAAGUCAUCAAGAAGAAGAAACCAAAGAGCUACAAAUUUAAAAUAACUGAAACAGAGGCUGAAGAAGUGCCUGAGCUACCGGUUGAAGAAAUACAAGAGGAAAUUGAAAUACCUAAACCACUAGAGGAAAUUGUAAAAGAUUUCCCAACAUACGAAAUUACUACAACAGAAAUAGAAGCUCAGAUUCCACAGCCCAUAGAAGAAGUUGAAGAAGUUGAAGUUAAAGAGAAAAAGCCUAAAAAGGUAAAGGUAGCAGAGACCCCCAAAGAAUAUGAAGUUGGAAUAGUGGAAGAAGUAGCAGCACCAGUUAUUGAAGAGGAUGACCAACCAGAUGGCGCAAUCUUCUCAAUCAAGAAGAAACCAAAGAAGCAGGCUCCUGAAGAAUUUGAAGCUUCCGUAAUUUUAACCGAACCAAAACCUGUGGAAGAAGUUGAAACACAAGUGGAAAUAAAGGAGAAGCCAAAGAAACCGAAGACUAAAGAAGAAGCAUCUGCCGUUCAUGAAAUUAAGAUUAUUGAAACGGAAAUUCCGAAGGAAGAAAUUUUGGAACAAGCUAUAGAAGUGGUAACAGUUAUCACAGAAGUGCCUGCUAAGGAGGAAGCUGCCAAAGAAUACCAAUUUGGCAUUGUCGAAUCUCAAGUUGAAGAAGAAGUUUCGCAGCCUGAAUUCACAGUUAAGGAAGAAGAAAUCAUUGAGAAGCCAAGAGAAGAGCCUGAAGCUGAGUUUGUUGUCAAAGAAAGUAAACCAGUGGCAGAAGUCGUGGAGGAAGCUAAGAUAAAGACCAAAAAGUCUAAAAAGAAGCCAACAGAGAUACAAGAAGUUGAAUUAAAAGUAAAAGCCACGGAGGAAAUUCCAGAAGAACCCACGCCAGUUGUGGAGGAAGUCAAAGAGAUAGUUGCCGUUCCUGAAAAAAUUGUGACCGAGGAAAGGCUCAAAGAAUAUUUUAUUGGUGUUAAGGAGUCUAUGCCAGAAAAACCUGAACCGGUAAUAGUUGAGGAAACCGAAAUCCCACAAGAACAAGAGGAAACAGUCGAAGAAGCGCCAUUACAAGAGGUAAAAGUUAUUACAACUACUCCGAAAGAGGAAAUAACUGAAGAGGUAUCUGUGGUUAAGAAAAAGGUUAAAAAACCUAAGGAAACUAAGGAAGGGCUCAAGGUCGAUGUAGUAGAAGAAGUACCAAAACCUGUAGAAGAAGAAGCGCAGCCAGAAAUAAGCGCUCCAGUCCAAAUUGAAGAGCAAGUAGAAGAACAACCGAAGGCAUUUGAGGUUCAAGUUACAGAAACAGAAACUAAAGAAGAAACCAUUGAAGAACAAAUUACCAUACCAAAGAAGAAAAAGCCAACGCCUAAAGUUACAGAAGAGCCAGAAGCAGAGGUUACAUUGACAACAACGAAACCGGUGGAAGAAGUGCAAGAAGAGGUUAAGAUCAAAAAGAAACCUAAGAAGAAGCCAGCCGAAGAAGAAGCUACAGCUGAACUUAAGGUAACGGUGGUAGAAGAAGCACCUGUUGUUCAGGAAAUCGAAGAAGUUGUGGAAGUAGUGGAAGAAGUACAACCUGUAACUGAAAUUGUUGAGGAAGAAAAGCCAAAGCAAUAUGAGUUUAAGGUAACAGAAAGUGAGGUUGAAAAACCAAAGGAAGAAGUUACUGCAGAAGAGGUUACUCUUCCACAGAAAAAGAAGAAGCCCGCGCCACAAGUUCAAGAAGAGCCUGAAGUUGAAGUUAAGCUGACAACAUUAGAAUCUGUUAAAGAAGUUCAAGAAGAAAUUAAAAUCAAAAAGAAACCAAAGAAGAAGCCAGCAGAAGAAGUGGCAGAAGUUGAACUUAAGGUCAGUGUUAUUGAAGAGGUGCCAGCUGCUUCUACUGUAGAAGAGCAAAUUGUGGAGGAAAAAGAAGUUAAACCCACACCUCAAGUAAUUGAAGAAAAAUUAGCAAAGGAAUAUGAAAUUGAGAUUAAGGAAAGUAAGGUUGAAAAACCAAAGGAAGAAGUAUCUGAGGAACAAAUAACACUUCCGAAGAAAAAGAAACACACACCUCAAGUAACUGAAGAACCAGAGGCAGAGGUUACAUUGACAACAACGAAACCAAUAGAGGAAGUGCAGGAAGAAAUCAAAAUUAAGAAGAAACCCAAAAAGGAACCUAAAGUUGAAGAAGCUCAGGCCGAGCUCAAGGUGACUGUUGUGGAAGAGGUACCUGCCGCACCUGAAGUUGUUGAAGAAAUUGAGGAAGUGGAAGAAAUUCAACAAAAACCGGAGGAAGAGAAACCAAAGGAAUAUGAAUUUAAGGUAACAGAAACUGAAAAACCAAAGGAAGAAGUUUCUGAGGAGCAAAUAACACUUCCGAAGAAAAAGAAACCAGCUCCUCAAGUCACAGAAGAACCGGAAACCGAAGUUAAAUUGAUAGCAAAGAAACCAAUUGAGGAGGUUCAGGAGGAAAUUAAAAUUAAGAAGAAACCGAAAAAAGAACCAAUACCAGAAGAAGCUGCGGCUGAACUGAAGGUUACAAUUGAAGAGGAAGUACCACAAGAACUAGUACAAGUGGAAGAAGUGGAAGAAAUAGAAGAAGUGAUAGUGCCCAAGGAAGAAAAACCCGAAGAAAAGCCAAAAGAAUAUGAGUUCAAUAUUAAAGAAACUGAACCCCAACCCGAACAAAUUGCCGAAGAAGAAGUUGCAUUGCCAAAGAAGAAACCAAUUAAACCAGAAGUAGUUGAAGAGCCUGAAGCGAAAGUAACAGUGAAACCUAAAAAUAAGGUCGAAGAAGUGGAGGAAGAACUCAAGGUUGUAAAGAAGAAACCAAAGAAACCUAAGGAAGAAGCGGCAGCCGAGUUUACCGUACAAGUUCAGGAAGAAGUUGUACCCGAACCUGUUGUUGAAGAAAUAGAAGAGAUCGAAGAGGUAUCUGUGCCUAGAAAACCAAAAGAUACAGGAGAAAGUGAAGAGGUUGAAGUGAAAUUGAAAAAACCUGUGCCAGAAGAAAUUCCAGAUGAUGUGCAAGUUGACGUUGUGCUCAAGCCGAAGAAACCUAAACAAGUUGAAACUGAGGAGUUCGAAGUCGACGUCCAAUUGCCUAAACAAAAGAAAACGACAGAAGAAACAACGGACGAAACAGUUGCACUGAAAAAGAAGAAGAAGCCCAAGCCAGUUGUUGAAGAGGCGGCUGAUGAGCUGAAAAUAACCAAAGAAGUCAUCGAAGAACGUCCAGUUGAAAUUGAGGAAGAAGAGAUUGUGGAAGAGGCGGUCGUUAUGCGCAGAAAACCGAGGAAACCAUUCGAACCAACCGUUGAAGAACAUGACGAACAAGAAUUUAGUUUGUCUUUGAAAAAACCUAGACGCAUAAACGAAGGUGUGACAGAAGAAGCAACAGUUUUGAAGAAACGUCCUUCACGACCAAUGGUAUUCGACGAAGCUGGUGCAGAACUAUCAAUCAAACGGGUAGAGGAAUACGAAGAAGGUGAAGAUAUCGAAGAAUUUAUCGUUGAGAGAGGACCAAAACCAAAACCAUUGGAAAUAACCGAAGAAAACGAACAAGAAUAUACGGUUAAGAAAUUGAAACGUCGCAAAAAGGGUGUAGAAAUACCCGAAUUUACCGAUGUUGAAAAUGUUACAUUCCGUCCUAAAACGACAAAAACUAAAGAAGAUGUCGAUCAAGAAUUCAAUAUUGCAUUGGAUCAAUAUGCUGAAGAAGAGAUCUCAAUGUCCGGCAAAGUUAAGUUGAAGAAACCUAUAACUAAGACAUACUCUGAAGCGGCUGAUGAAGUUAAAGUCAAGGUCUUUGAAGAUUAUGAUGAUGAUGAAGGCCCAAUUAUUGAAGAGAUACGAGAUGAUAGUAGUAUUGAAGAUACCAUGUACGAUGUGGAAGAACCCGAAGAAUAUCAAGUGGAAGAAUUGCCACCUGACGAUUUCGAUUUCACGAUUAAACCAAAAUCAGCUAAACCCAGAUAUUCGAUACAAGAUGAGGAAGAAGAGCAAUUCUUGAUUGGAAUUCGUCGUCCGAAGAGCGAUUCGGUAGAGUACGAUGAGGACUCGUUCACAUUCAAAAAGAAACGAAAGGUUGUGCAACAGAUUUUCAACGAAGAGGGCGCUUCAUUAAAUAUUACACGCGAAAUGAAUAUUGAAGAAACCGAUGACGAGAAUGCCAUGUAUUCCAUUUGCAAUUAUAUCGCCGACAACGACGAGGCAAUCAAUUUGGUCGAGGGUGAAAAGGUUUAUGUCAUCGGACGGCACAGUUCAGAAUGGUGGUAUGUGAAAAAGAACAUAACCGAAGAGGAGGGCUGGGUACCUGCGCAAUAUCUUAUGGAACCAGUCGAGUACCAGCAUUAUGUACAGAAGAAAUUACACGAGAAAAUCGACAAACUGCCAGUGUUUGAACGUCCCGGACCUGAAGAGAAACCUUUGGCACCACGUUUCAUUGAAAAAUUACAACCAAUUCAAACGCCUGAUGGUUAUACCGUACAAUUUGAAUGCAAAGUUGAGGGUAUACCGCGUCCACAAAUCGCUUGGUUCCGUGAGACUGCCAUAAUAAAGCCUUCACAAGACUUCCAAAUGUACUAUGAUGAAGAUAAUGUGGCUACAUUGAUCAUACGCGAAGUAUUCCCAGAGGAUGCUGGUAAAUUUACUUGUGUGGCUAAAAAUGCUGCCGGUUUCACUUCAUCCACAACGGAACUGAUUGUUGAAACACCGCUAUCUGAUCAUGGUUCCGAUGCUACGGGCUUAUCGCGCAAGAGUCUGUCACGUGAGUCAUCACUAGCCGAUAUACUCGAGGGCAUUCCACCGACCUUCUCACGCAAACCGAAAGCUCAAUAUGUUGAUGAAGAUACGAAUGUUAUAUUGGAAUGCCGUUUGGUGGCUGUACCUGAGCCCGAUAUUGUUUGGACCUUCAAUGGGGAGGAAAUCGAUGUUGAGGAAACCAAAAAUAUACGUGUUGUUACCGAAUCUGAUAUGCAUAUGUAUUGUAGUGUUGUACACAUUACGAAAGUAAAGAAAUAUCAGGAAGGUACCUAUGAGGUAAUUGCCACCAAUCGGGAAGGCGAAUCACGACUCCCGAUUAUUUUGAAAGUACGCACUGGUGACAAGGAACCACCACAAGUGUUGGAACCACUUCGCAACACUGUUGUGCGUGAGGGUGAAAGCGUCGUUUUGACCACACAAAUUGUGGGUAAUCCACGCCCUAAGGUGACCUGGUACAAAGAUGGCAAACCCAUCACGAAGAAUACUAAAUCCGACAAAGAUACACAUACUUUGACAUUGAUCUCACCGAAGGCGCCUGAAAGUGGUGAAUAUACUGUGAAGGCAGAGAAUCCAUUGGGCAGCGUAGAAACAACGGCUAACCUAACUAUUGAAGAACCUUCCUCCGGCAAUGCAGAACCGCCGUUGUUCGUCGAACGUUUCGAGGAACAAUCUGUGCCGCAAAAGGGCACAAUCCGUUUGCCAGCUAAGGUGACCGGUAAUCCAGUGCCUGAGGUGCAGUGGCUUUUCAAUAACAAUCCACUCUAUCCCUCACAACGUAUACAACAAAUGUACGAUGGUGAGAAUAUUGAGCUCAUUAUCAAGGACGCAAACCCCGAUACAGAUUCCGGUGAUUACAAGUGUAUAGCCAGCAAUCCGAUCGGUAAAACAUCACAUGGAGCGCGUGUUAUAGUCGAAGUUGAUGAGGUCACGUUCACCAAGAAACUUAAGAAAACCAUAACUAUCGAAGAAAUACAAUCACUAACGUUGGAAUGUGAAACCUCACAUGUGGUCACAACAAAAUGGUUCUUCAAUGCCAAAGAACUCAGUGGUAUGGAUCAUCGUGUAGUCGUCGAAGAUGGCAAAAUACAUAAACUCGUUAUACGUAAUACCAAUUUGCGUGAUAGCGGUACUUAUGUUUGCAAAGUUAAGAAUAAGGAGACCGAGUCGACAGUUGAAGUUUUGCCACGUAAACCUGAAUUCAUUAAAAUCCUCGAAGACUACGAAGUAACCGAAAAGGAGACUGCAAUUUUGGAUGUUGAAGUAUCCACGGAUAUUGCUGAAGUCGUAUGGUUUAAGGACGGUGAAAAGAUCACACCCGAAAAGAAGAAUGUAGAAUUCGUCAACGUGGGUAAGGUGCGUAAACUCAUAAUACGUGAAAUCACCGUACACGAUGAGGGCGAAUACACCUGUAAAUUAGACGAGCAGGAAUGCAGCUCUGAACUCACAGUCAUUGAAUUGCCGCCCGAAAUUGUGAAACCUUUGAACGAUGUUACCGUAACACAAGGCGAGAACACCGGUUUCGAAAUUCAAUUGAGCAAGGGUGAUGCGUUAGUUAAAUGGUUUAAGGAUGGCAAAGAGCUGCCACUCAACGGACACAUGCAACUAACGAUCGAUGGUAAGAAACAAACGCUAAAGAUCGUUGGGGCCAAACCAUCGGAUGCCGGAGAGUAUACCAUACAAGUGGGUCCACAAACUUCAAAGGCACAACUAAUCGUCGAGGAACCGUUGGUGAACUUCGUAUUGCCGUUGCCUGAUGUGACUAUCGCCACGAAGGGUACAGAUGCCGAAUUCACUGUUGAAUUGUCACAACCUGAUGUCGAGGUCACGUGGUAUAAGAAGGCGAAACCAAUUAAACCCAACAAGAAGCAUGAAGUAUUUGUUGAGGGUACCGUUAGACGUUUGGUUAUACACGAUGCUGAUGAUGAUGAUAGCGGUGAGAUUAGUUGUACCGCUGCUAAUGCAACAACAGCAAGUAAAUUGUGUGUUGAGGAAAUUCAAACAUUACCCAUCAUCACCACUGACAAGGACCAAACGAUUAAAGUUAAGGAGAAUGAUGAUGUUACGAUGACAGUCAAAUUUACAGGCACCCCAAAACCAGAUGCCGAAUGGAGUACAACAAAGAAUGUUGUUGUCAAGAAUAAGCAUUUAAUACCCACAUUAGAUGAACAAUCGGCAUCGCUUACCAUCAAGAAAGUGGUGGACGAUGACGAAGGUAUAUACACUGUAAGACUAAAGAAUCCAGUUGGCGAAGUGGAGGCCACGCUUAACUUGAUCAUAAUGAGAAAACCAACGGCACCUGGUGCACCGGAGCCAUUAGAGGUCACACACGAUUCUAUUACAAUCUUCUGGAAGGCGCCUGAAGAUGAUGGCAAAUGUGAAAUCACAGAAUACAUUUUGGAAUAUCAAGACGUGAAAGAGGAGAGAUGGAUUGAGAUACGGAAAAUCAAAGACACCACAUACACUAUCAGCAAACUGAAAAUCGAUACAGAGUAUGUAUUCCGUGCCAUCGCUGUAAAUGAGGUUGGACCGUCACCGCCAUCACCACUCUCACCACCCAUACGCCUUGUGGCUGAGGUGAAGAAGGAAAAACCCACAGUACAAGAACCACUACAAGACAUCGUAACCGAGCUGAACAAGGAGAUUACAUUGUCUUGUGUAUUCGGUGGCAUUCCAGAGCCGAAAGUGACGUGGAAAAAGAAUGGUAAGGUAAUUACAACAAAGAGCAUACGCUAUGAGAAUCGUGUAUCAAAGUACACAAUCGAGAAGACAACAAUUGAGACUGAAGCGACGUACACAUGCGUAGCUGAAAAUGAAAUGGGCAGCGUGGAGACCUCAUGUAGAGUUAUACUGCAAGAGAAACCGACCAUCGAUAUCGAUGAGAAGUAUCUUGCACAGAAAAUACGUGCUGGCACCACUUUGAACAUUCCGGCCACAGUACUUGGUUAUCCACAACCGAAAAUCACUUGGUAUAGAGAGACCAUCGAACAAACAACCACAACGGAACGUGUACAAAUCGAAACCACAGAAACCACCUCAACAUAUACACUCGAGAAGGUGACACGUGAAGAUUCCGGUCGUUAUAAGAUCACAGCGACGAACACUUCGGGUACCGCGACAACGGAAUGUACAAUACAAGUUAUUGAUAAGCCAAGUCGACCACAAUCGCUGGAAAUCAAGGAAAUGAAGAAGGACGCAAUCACAAUAGCAUGGACGCCACCAAUCGAUGAUGGCGGUCUCGAGUUGAAUAAAUACGUGUUAGAGAAAUGUGAUUUGCAAAAUAAUAUGUGGAUGAAGGUGGCCGAUUUGGAAAAAGACAUACACUCCUAUGCUAUACAAAAACUUUCCAUGAACGCUCAGUAUAUGUUCAGAGUCGUAGCAGCGAACCCGGUUGGUGAAUCUGAACCAGUUGAGAGUGACCCGGUAACAAUUACCAAGAAAUUCGAAAAACCAUCAGCGCCACGUGGUCCUACAGACGUCUUCGGCAUGACGGAUACAGCAUUUACGCUCUCAUGGGAACCAUCGGAAAGCGAUGGCGGCUCAAGGAUUAUUGAAUAUAUUGUCGAAAUCAAAGAAUUCCAUGAAACCGAAUAUCGUCUGCUCGGCAGCACGAUCGGCAACGUUACAAAUAUACUCGUUAGCGAGGUGAUAAAGGAUCGGGCAUAUCAAUUCAAAAUCUAUGCAAAGAAUGAAGUUGGCAUUAGUGAAGCUCUAGAGACUGAAGACAAAAUAGUUGUAGGCCGCAGAAUAAUACGUGCUUGGGAGAAAAUAGCUCCUCCAUCGCCUCCGCAAAAUUUGCGCAUUCCGGAUGUAACGAAUCGCAGCGUAACCCUCGACUGGGAAGUUCCAGCGAACAACGGAGGCUCAGAAAUAACUGGCUACUGUAUUGAGAAACGUUCGGCAACGUCGACCAAAUGGACAAAGGUAAUCACGUUAGACGCACACUGCCGCCAAUACACAGUGGAUAACUUGAAGGAAAAAUGCGAAUACUGGUUUAGAGUGUCGGCGGAAAAUGCGGUUGGAUUAGGUGCACCAGCCGUAACCGAGAGCGUCGCACUCAAAACACAUGCAACUGUUCCCUCGCCACCCACUGCGCCAUUGGAGGCGCGCGUAUUGGCUGCCAAUGCUCAUAUAUUUGAAUGGGGUAUACCCGAGUCAGAUGGUGGUGCGCCACUGCUCGGCUAUCACAUUGCCAUACGUGACAUGAAGAAGACCAUGUGGAUCGAAGUGGGUCGUGUACCGGCCGGUGUGCAAAGAUUCCAAAUACGUGAUUUACAGGAGAAUCAUGAAUAUAUGAUACGCAUAUUUGCAAAGAAUGAAAUCGGUUUGAGCGAACCACUCGAAUCGGAGGAGCCAUAUGUGGCUAUCACUGCAGGACAUUUGAGUUUACCUGACGAACCCCGCACAGAAAUGAGCUCAUGCAACACAUCGUCGUGGCUACGUGACCAUAAUAUGGAUGCGGAUAUACAUUCGUAUGCACGCGGUAAACUGCUGCGCCGAGAUGAAUACUUCUUCCGCAUUUGGGCCAAAUUGCCAAAGAGCAAAAAGAAGAAGAAUUCAAAAUAAUUAUAAAAAAUUGCGAUGCAUUGCAUUGCUAAUUUGCAUAAUUUGCAAAAAUUGUAAAAAGCAUAAUAGAGAAAACAACAAAGCAAUGAAAGCUUCGAAACUACUAAUUUUACUAAAUCACAUAAGUUAUGUAAUUACUGAUAAUUUUCAUAUUUAUACAGCAUACUUUCCUAUGUGUGAAUGUAUGUGCACGUAAUUGUAAUAGUUUUUUGAAAAUGUUUUGUAUUCAUUCAGCGAUUUUAAUUAAUUGUAAUUUGUUGAUUAUGUAAUCUCAUUGAAAAUGUGUUACAAAAAAUAAUCAUAAAUCAUAAAUAUUUACGUCCGAUAAUUGAAAUUUUUCUACAGAGGUUUAAAAAUGCGAGCGAAGAGAAUUUUUACAACCAAUGAAUUGUGAAGAAUUUUAAUUAAGGCGUCAAAUAUUAACAUAAAGGAUAUAAAUACCAAUUUUAGAAGACAUAAAAUAAUCGUAAAAAAUUUUGAAAUAUUUAAAAAAAAUUAAUUUCGAUAUCAUAUACUAUA